UUGGGACUCAUCCCUUCUUGCUCCUGUCAAUCAGCGUUUGUGGUUAGCGAAAGGGCAGGAACGUACCUCUCGGCGUCACCUUUUGUGAUUCACCAUUCGGUGAGAAAACAGGAAACAUUGAUCGCUGCCAAACGGAAAAUCCCGCAGUGAAAUCUCACCCGCAGGGAAACGCACCGGGAAAGAGAGGAGGCAAUGAGGGCGAACCGGCAGCAAGUUAAUGCGAAGACAACAAGUGGCAGAUGGGAAAGCAUGCAUUUUCCUUUUACUUGUUGGGAAGUUAUAGGUGGCACCGAUGAUAAAGGUCAUUGGCAACUGCAAGCAGAUGUAAGCUUCAAAUGCAGAGACCUUGAUGUGGACACAAUUAUUAUUUCAUCACACUUGUUAAAUACUACACAUGGUGCAAGUAAAGAAACAAAGUUCUGUAUGAAUGAAGACCAUUUCAGCUACCAAAAAGGUAAAUGUUCUUCACAACAAAUUAUGGUCAAGGAUCUGAACAAAUGUGCUGUUGAUUCUGAGAGUACAACUGAAUCAUCAUCUGGGGAGUGUAGCCUUGCAACACCAGUGACCAAACAUACGAAUGGACUGCAAAAUAGUAAUAUUGAAAAAGCAACCUCUUCCAGCAAUCAAUGUGGAAAGCAUGUGCCGUCCGUGACAAACCAUCAGUUAACUGACAAUCAAUUGAAUGAUCCGAAGCAAGUAACAGAGUCAAGGUCAGUAAUUUCUGAGUGCCACGAUCAAUGUCACAACAAGUGCUCUAGGCAACCUUUAAAAGCUAAUGAAACUUCAACAGUAAACCAACUUCCUACAUGUAACUCGGAAGGGAAAAUACCCACCUGUUCAAAGAUCAAGAAUAAAAACAAAUGCUCAGAAAUUUGCAGUGAAGAGAAACCUCAUUGGAAGGAAGAACUAUUUCAAGUUAAAGAAAACUUGUGUAAAAGAAAUAUUGAUUCAGGAAUAUUAAGAACAGAAGAAGAUUCCACAGUAUGUAGUACUAUAGGUCAAUCAUAUGAAGAUGGCUGUCGUACAACAAGGCCAAUGGACAGGCAAAUCAACAGCAAAAGUGCUCAGGAGCUGGCUAACUUUGCAGGCUUAUCAGCGAGAUAUCUUGCAAUGUGUCCUUUGCAGAGCCCAUUUGAUAUGGCAAGAGAAGGUGUAAAUAUAUACCCUAGUGGUAGCAAAAAUAAUCACACUAGUGACAUUUUUCAAAGUUUAUCCAAAGAAAGAAUGCAAGGGAAACGUCAGAACUAUCAACUGACUAGAAUCACCCUGCUGGAAGACAAAGGUACAUCCCUGGAAACACUAGAAUGCAUCUCACAGGUGGAUCAACAGGGGUUUGGAUGUGCAAAAUCUGUGGCUACAGCAAUGCUUCUUCCAGCUUUCCGCCCAUAUCCUUCCAAACAAUCACUCCAUCGAAAUAAGGGGACAACAAAGUUACAAAAUCAAGCAAAAUGCCUGCAAGAAAAUAAUUCUUUCAAAAUGUAUCAUUGCACUCCACAUACACCAGAUGUACAGUCAGUUCAGAACAUGGCAGAAAUGACACUACCUGAAGGCCAUAUUACUGUAGCUCAAUUAUUGCAAACCAUGAGCGAGGGAAUGGAUCAAAAUCAAUAUACAAUCCAGAUACACAGCCAUUUUAAGGAAGGUCACAGAACAAAAGGAAUGAAGAGCAAAGAUCUCAAUGAAGCCUUAUUUCUGUUUUUACAGAAAACAAAGAAGAUGCAUUAA
Molecule: messenger RNA, 1725 nt
Organism: Pristis pectinata (smalltooth sawfish)
Lineage: Eukaryota; Metazoa; Chordata; Chondrichthyes; Rhinopristiformes; Pristidae
Exons: 6
Coding region: 193-1725 (510 amino acids)
Source: RefSeq, a predicted model, not a curated record